GGGACGAUAUUACAACACUGAUCCAAAGAGCAGAACAGGAAAGAAAAAACUCUUGGGCGAGUAACCGGUUUGCGUUCAGUUCCCGAGUUCAGUCCCCCGACUCUAGUUCUGAACAGUCUCGGAGUAGUUCAACAGCCUCCUCCUCACCCUCCUGGUGUUCCGGAGGCUGGAGUUCAGGACCAGGGUCUUCGUGGACCUCCAGAGGAGUUUCAGGAACCUCUGUAAGGUCAUCAAGCACUAUGUCAAAAUGCUCAACAACUUCCAGACGGUCAAGUACAAGUUCUCAAUCUAUUAUGGCGAUGGACUGAUGAUUUAAAAUCGCUUUUACAUUUUUAACUUUAUAUUUAUUUUUAUAUACCCAAUAUUAAGCACAAAAAGUACCUUUAUAGUUAACAAUGUUAUAUUUAAUAAACAGAAAACUGUU
Eurytemora carolleeae is the source of this 424-nucleotide messenger RNA. RefSeq lists its product as uncharacterized. The record is from RefSeq and is a predicted model, not a curated record. Lineage: Eukaryota; Metazoa; Arthropoda; Copepoda; Calanoida; Temoridae.